Cinara cedri is the source of this 9231-nucleotide messenger RNA. The record is from the annotation of a GenBank genome assembly. NCBI's taxonomy places the organism in Eukaryota, Metazoa, Arthropoda, Insecta, Hemiptera, Aphididae.
CAAGUCAUUAAAUCAGAAUCAUAAAUAAAUUAUCCUUUAUCUGUGGUCAGAAUGCGACUGUGUCUGUCUAUCGUAAUGACUAUGCAAAUGAUUUGAUUAAUAGGUAUUUUUAUAAUUAUAAUUAUUACUAUUAUUUACACUAUUCAAAUUUCACAAUAGAAUACUGUUAGUCCGCCGAAAGUGGACUACUCGUUUUCCACCUAAACGUUUUCAUUCAAUUCUGACACGGUCGAAACCAAAAAUGAAUAUGGGUAAAAAAAAAAUAAUACCAAUUGGCACGGACAACAACGGACACGGGACAGCUAGUAUAAUAUACUAACAAAAAUAUUAAUUGGUUUUUUCUUAUUUCGUAUUAGGUACAACAAAUAUGCAUUAAGUUUUUUAAAAUAAUUGCAUCCAUAUUAGUUCUUAGAUCACUAAGUACCUAUAUAUUUAAUGCCCGAAAAAGACCAUUUGAUAUAAUAAACCCGAUAGUAACCAAAAAGUGCAAAUGAAUAUGUAUUACACUUGUGCAUAAUUCUUAGGAUUACGUCUAUACCAGAAACCCACACUAUGUAUCCUAAAUUCGCUUAAAACCCUUACAAAUUUAAAUUUUUAUGAAAACGAAAAAUAAUUCUGAUUUUAUUAUUUUAAUAUAACGUUUUUUUUUUUUAAAUCAUGGAUUGUAUUUCCGCUUUUGGUUUUGUUCGUGUUAAUUUUCCGAUAUAACGGGUUAAUUCGGCCACUGCUAUGUUUUGUCGUAUCAAUAUGAUUAUUUAAGAGGAUAGAAUUUACAGGACACGUUAUCACUACUCGUUGCGUAAUCAUUCUAUUUAUAAUUUUUACCAUUCGAUGAUAUAUCUAUGUUCUUACACUACUCUAAGGUUUAUACCACGAUUUAAGAUAUAAUCAUGUUUCAUACUUCAUGUGCCACGUUGGAAUAAUAUUAAGAUCGUUCCAAACUUCAAUAGUUCAAUCAUUGGUUUUUUUUUUUGUAAAUUAUAGAUAAUAUAAUAAUUUUUGCAAGGUAUACCAUAAUCGUAAACCUACUAAUAGUUAUACGUGUUUUUUAUUAAUUUUUUAAAAACGAUUAUUAAUUUUAUUCUAUACUAUUUUUUGAAACAUGUUUUUGACUUAACAAUAUAACUAAUGGCUAGUGAAUUUUAAAUAAUUAAUAUCCAUUGAAGAUAGUCGAAAAAUUAUAAAUAGUUAAAUUAUUCAAUUAUUAAUUUUUUAUUUAUAAUUUAUAUAAAUUUAAAUAUUAUUUCUUUAAUUGUUGAAAUUGAAAGUUUUUAAUACAUAAGUCAAAAUGAAGAUCAAACAAUUCCCAAAUACUGUAGUAUCAACAUGGUCUCCGAAAUCAAAUUAUCCAAUCAACAUAGCAAUGGGUACAGCUGCCCAACAAUUAGAUGCUUCAUUUAACACAUCAUCAACACUAGAACUAUAUUCAUUACAAUCUAACGAUUUAAUACUCAAUGCAUUAAUUUCAACAGACUGUCGGUGAGUUAUUAAUAAUCUAAACUAUUCUUAUUUGGAAACAAAUUAUAUUUCUAUUUAUUUUAACAAUGUGAAUAAAUAAUUUUACUUAUUUCUUACUAAGAUUUCAUAAGUUGGUAUGGGGUGGUACCAAUGCUUCGGAAGAAUGGGGUUCUGGAAUUAUCGCUGGAGGAUGUGACAAUGGAAUUAUUCGUCUGUAUGAUGCUUCAAAAUUAGCCAGAAAUGUUGAUAGUAUAGUAGCCAAAAGUGAUCGACAUGUUGGAUCUGUCAGAGCACUCAAUUUUAAUCUAUUCCAAGUAUUUCAUAUUUUUUAUUACCUAAUAGUUAUUAAAUAUUUAAAUUUUAAAUAAAUUGUAUUUGUACUUUAACAUAUUGUGUACCUACAUAAUAUUUUUUUAGUUGAUCUUUAGUGUCUUGUCUAUCAAAUAAAAUCAUUUAUUUUAUUCUAAUUAAGUAUCAGAUUAUGAAAUUUAAAAAAAAAUGUGUAUACAGCAUUAAAUCAUUAUCACGUUUAUGACUUAAAACAUUUAUACUAUUUGAAGGAGAAUUUUAAUUAACCAAGCAAUUUUUUGAUAAUUCUUUAUUUUGAAUAGUUAAAUGGUUUGUUAUAAUUGAUUUUAAAUUGUGUAAUAUGAAUUAAUAACAAAUGAUUUUACAACACUGACAAUUAUGUAGUUGCUUUAUAAUACUUGACCAAUAAAGUGUAAUAAAAUAUAAUAAUAAUGAAAAAAAUAUUGUAAUAUAUAUAAGAUGUUGAAUAUGGUAAAGCUUGCACCAAAUUCAUACAAUUUUUUUUUUUGCUAAACCCCGCUUAAAGACAUUCAUUGUUUUGUUUUUAUAUAUGCAAUAAUAUUAAUUUUUAGACUAAUUUGUUUGCAUCUGGUGCAUCAGAAUCAGAAAUAUUCAUCUGGGAUUUACAUAGCAUGAGUACUCCAAUGACUCCUGGCUCAAAAUCAGAAUCUUUAGAGGACGUAAUUGAUUUAGCAUGGAAUAAUGAAGGUAUUGUUACUAUUACUAGAUAUUUUAUACAUAUUAAAAUUAUAACUGUAUUAUUAAACAUUUAAAAUGUUAUUAAUCAUUUUCUUGGAAAUUUGAUUUCAACUUUAGUUCAACAUAUUCUUGGUUCAUUAUUUCAUAAGUAUACUGUUGUGUGGGACCUACGUAAGAAUGAGCCCAUCAUUAAAUUAUCAGAUAAUAAUUCAAAAGUAAAAACAAAUAUUAAUUUAAUUGUAAUUCUUGUUUUGUAAUGUAAAAUAUAAAACAUUUUCUAAACAGGUUAAAUGGAAAGCAAUGUCUUGGAACCCUAAAGUGGCUACGCAAGUAUGCAUUGCAUCAGAAGAUGAUCAAAAUCCAGUAAUUCAAUUAUGGGAUUUAAGAUAUGCAUCCUCACCUGUUAAACAUUUUGUGGGACAUCAAAAGUAAAUAAUUUAACUAAUUAAAAAAAUAUAUAUUUAUCUGUAAAAUUCUAAAAUAAGUAUAAGUAUAAGCAAUAUUUUUUAUUCUAAUAAGAUAAUUUGUUUUAAAACAAAUAAUAAUUGUUAAUCAAAUGGUUUUUAGGGGUAUAUUGUCAAUGUCAUGGUGUUCUGAAGACACAGAUUUAUUAAUAAGUUGUGGUAAAGAUAAUCGAAUACUUAUAUGGAACCCAAGCAGUGAAACAGAAGUAAUUUUAAAUUGUUGAUUAAUUAAUUAGGGAACAGAUUAUGAAUAUUAUAAUAUGGCAAUACUUAAUUUUGCCUCUAAGUAAAAUAAUUUUUAAAUUUUACAGUCUCUGAAUAUGUUUAUUUUUUAUAGGAAAAUUCAUUAGUAUGUGAAUUAGAACAUAAUUAUCAAUGGAACUUUGAAGUUAACUGGUGUCCAAGAGAUCCAUUAUUUAUUGCAACAUCUAGUUUUGAUGGACAAACAACUUUAUAUUCAUUAAGUGACUUACAAAAUUCUAAAGAUCAGGUAAAUUAUAUUAUUAAAUAAAUUUGAUUUAAAAUAUUUAUUUAACUAUAAUGAUUUUAAUUUAAAAACAUAUUGUUGAUAAUUAAUAAUUAGUAAAACAUUUUAAUAAAGAAACAGAAAAAUUAAAUAUUGAACUGAAUUUAUACUUUUUUAUAAAUUAAAAUUAUUUCAUUUUUUAGAAAAUAAAUGAAAAUGUAAAUACUGGUCAAUUUCAAUGGUCUAAUAGUUUAUCUAAUGCACCAAAUUGGCUCAAGAGAAAAUGUGGUGCUUCAUUUGCUGUAAGGCAAUUUUUUUAUACAAAUAAUUUAAAGCCUAUAUUAAUUAAGAAUUUAUAUAGUUUGGAGGUAACUUGGUGUCAUUUGAUGGUUCACUUAAAACUAUCCAAUUAAACAAGACUGUAAUUGAACCUGAUUUAUUAUUAUGGUCUGAGUACUUACAACAAAUAUUGAAUAAUGGGAAUUAUGAAGGAUUUUGUCAUCAUAAAAGUGAACUAACUCUUGAUGAUGAUAUUCAGCUAGUGUGGAAAUUCUUAAAAACCAUGUUUCAAAAUAAUCCUAAGGAAGCACAGUUAGAGUUACUUGGAUAUUCAAAUAAGACAGUUAGUAAAAUAGCUCCUCAGCUUUAUAUUGUAUAAUAAUAAUAGAAAUAGAGUUGUAUAAAAUUACUUAAUUUAUCUUUAUCUGUAUUAAUUAAUUUUUUUAGUUGACAAAAGAAGAGUUUCAUUCAAAUAUUCUAAACACACAAGAAGAAAAUAUUGUAACUAAAUUUGAAAAUUUCACUUUGAAGUCUUCUGUAACUAAUGGUAAAUAUUUCUUCAAAUUAAUAUUAUUUUGUUUACUAUUAAUUAUUAAUUUAUAAUAUUUAUAAAUACAGAUUUACAAGACUUAUUGUAUCAGUCACUUCUUGUUGGUAAUUUAUCAACAGCUGCAGAUAUAUUUUUUGAUAAUGGAAAGCCAGUUGAAGCUUUAUUACUUGCCAUAACAGCUGGCCCUAAAACAUUAUCUAGAAUACAAAAUAAAUAUCUCAAAGUAAAUAAUAUCAUUAAUAAUUUAAACACUAUAUUAUAAAUAUGCAUUUGUUGUAGAAUUCUAAAGAACCAACUACUGCUUUGCUACAUGCAAUAAUUACUAAUGAUUGGAGUGAUCUGGUUGAAAAUUGUGAUUUAAAUUGCUGGAAAGAAAUAAUGACUGCUCUUCUCACUCAUACAAAUGGAACCAACUUUAUUUCCUCUUUUGAAAAACUAGGCAAUCGUCUUGCAGCUAAUGAUAAUUUAAGCUUGUCAAAAUAUGCACAGCUUUGUUAUAUUUGUUCUGGAAAUGUUGAAGCUCUUGUAGAAAACAUAAAGGAUAUAAAAACCAUUGAAAAGUUACAGGAAUCUGUAGAAAUGGCAAUGUUGUUGCAUAGGUCAAUGUCAUCAAGUGAAUCUCAUUUGGAAGUUGGAAAGAAAUUUGGGGAACUUUUGGUGAACUAUAGUGAAACAUUGGUUUCUCAAGGAGAUUUAGAAGGAGCUUUGAGCUUUUUAGAAUUUACAAACAAGGUAAUGAUUUUAUUUAGCUCUAAACUAACAAUUUCUUUAAUUUAUUAUUAUUACUUCAGGAUCAAGGUGUUGAAUUAAAAUCUCAAGUUUAUAAGGCACUUGGAAAAAAUCAAACUAUUGAAAAUACAAUUAAUAAUUCACAAGUAUAUUUUAUAUUUAUUUUAUUAUUAAUUUAUAAAAUCAAGAAAUAAUUACUUAUAACUAUUUUCAGAAACUGUUAAAAUCCAAUACUCAUGAUUUCCGAAAAUAUUCUACAACAAGUGCCACAGGAACUAUAACACCAGAACCACCUUUUCCAACUUACCCUAACAGUUAUAUACAAGACAAUGAUGUUAAUAAUUUGCAUCAAAAUCAAAAACCACAUCUUUCUAAUUACCCACCACCUAUUCAAUCUCAACCAACAUACAAUUUGAAUAAUCAACAACAGUCUGUUUAUAACAAUUUUCCUCCUACUGGUACUCAACAAUAUGGAAAUAAUUUUAUUAAUCAAACAAAUAUGCAAACUAAAGCUGUACCUCCAACACCAACGCCUGACGCUAGCAGUAGAUGUAUGACUCCUAGCAGUAUUAAGCCAGGUAUACAAUAGUUUUGAUUUCUUAAUUUUGUUUAAAUAAAUAAUAGUUUAUUUAUAUAUAUUUGCAAACUAGAUUUGAAUUAAUAUAAUUAUAAUCAAUUAUUUUAAUUACAUUAAAGAUUAUUGUAAAAUUAAAAGUUAGUAUAAAAUAUACUAAUAAGUUAUGUACAUUAUAUUACUCAUUUUUUUUUAUUUUUUUAGGAAAACCCAAAUAUGUUAUUGAUCCUUCUGUUAAAGGAAACAACAUGUAUGGUAGUUAUAAUAAUAAUGGAUUAGGAAUGUUAAGUCCAAUGGGACAACAAAGUGGUUUCAAUUCAUCAAUUGGACAGCCACAUGUUUUAAAUCAACCUUUAGGACAACAAAAUAUUUUUAAACCGUCAAUGGUCCAACCAAACUGUUUAAGUCAACCAUUAGGACAAACAAAUAAUUCCAUUGAACCAUUAAUUCAACAACAAAUUCAGCCAAAUAUUUAUAAUCCUACUUACAACCAACCUAAAGGCCCAGUGCCCAAUUUAAAUCCACAACCAACAUUUCAACCUAUUCAAAAUAACUAUUCCCAAGUAAUAUCACCAUCUCCUAAUUUAAAUCAAUCAUCAUCAAUUUACAAUCAAAGAGCUCCAUCAGGUAAACUUUAAUACUAACAUUUACCUUCAACAAUUUAUAUUCAACAUUUAUUAUACAUUUGUUUAGUAGAACCAUUUCAGUCAUUGUAUGCCCCUUUGCCAUCAAAUUAUAUAAAGAAAUCAACACCCGCAGGUUGGAAUGAUCCACCAAUGUUAUCCACUUCUGCUCCAAUCCAAGUAAUAACCAAGAGUAUUUUAAUAAAAACAAACAACAUUUAUUAGGUAGGUUUAAAUUAAAUGUAAAAUAAAAUUACAUACCAGGUGAUUCAUCUAAGUGGGUACACUCAUUAUCUGAGAAAAUAUUAACUUUUUUUAGAACAUUUAAGAAACAAGCUGCUCUGCAAUUUUAAAUUUAUAUUAUAUUUUGGAAGUAAAACCACUAUUUACUUUUGAUUUUCAAAUGGCAACCUAUAUUAAAAAUUCAAUAAAUAGAUGGAAAAUUAGUUAAAACAAAUUUAAGUGUUUGAUUUCUUUCAAGCCGUUGACGAGAUAUUCCACUUUUAAGUUUGGGUUAGAGGAGAAUAGUGAUGCAAUAUUAACACGCCACGCGCUGUAUCUCCUUAAAAAUGAUACUCUAUUCUCUUCCAACCCAUACUUAAAAGUGGAAUAUCUGAUCAACAGCUUGACAGAAAUCAAACACUUAAAUUUAUUUUAACUAAUUCUUAAUCUAUUUUGAGAAUUUUUAAUGUAGGUUGCCAUUUGAAAAUCAAAAUUAAGUAGUGGUUUUACUAUCAAAAGUAAGAGAGACAAAAAAUAACAUAAAUAUAAAAUUGUAAAUCUGUUUUUCUUAAAUUUUCUAAAAAAAAAAAUUCUGAAAUAGUGAGUAUACUCACUUAAAUGGAUCACCUGGUUAUACCAGGUGAGCUAACUUAACUAUUGUAUGAAAGGUAGAAGAUUCAUUCAAAUGGAAGUUUAAGACAAGGGUGAUAGAAUAAGCAAUGAGGAAGUUUAGGCUAAGUUUAUAAUAAGCUUAGAGCUUUAAGCAUAGCUUCAAUAAUAGACAAAACGAGAGAAAAUAGUCAGAUGAUUUGGACAUGACAUGAAUGACAUGGAGACAGAGGAUUCUGAAGCAGUAAUAAUUAUAAUGAACAUUAAUGUAUGAGAAGACUGAAAAAGUGUUGGUUAAAUGAGAUUGAGAAUAAUACAAGAACAGUCUGUGUAUGCGAGGUGGAAAUCCAUAUAGAAAAUUCAAUAUUUCAAAUAUUAGAAAACUAAAAAAUUAUGUGUGUUCAUUUUCUUGUGUACCUGCAUGUGAAUUCUAAUUUAUGUGUUAAUACAUACUUUAAAACCUAUUAUACAAUAUUAAUAGUAUGUUUUUACAAAUUUAGAAACCACCGACACCUGUAUCAUCUACUCCAAUUACACACCCAUUAUAUACAAAUAAUCCGCCUCCAAUUGAAGAAAUUGGAACUUAUAUUCCUCUUCGAAAUAAUGAUGAACAAUUCUCAACUAAUAAUAUAACACAAGGGGUAGAAGCAUUACCGAAGCAAACUAUACCACAAGAACAUAUUAGAAUUCAAGUAAUAUUGAAUGAAAUACAAUCACGAUUAUUAGAAGCAGUUCCCACUGCUGUGAGUAAAAGUUUAUUUUUUCAUAUUCAUGCUAAGUCAUGUUCUUAUAAAUUUUUUAAUUAAUAUAGCCAACCCGGAAAAGAGUCAUGGAUAUUGCUGGAAAAGUAGAGUUAUUAUACGACUCUAUAAGAGAAAACUCUGUAAGUAUAAUGAUAUUAUUAUUAUAAAACUUAUAUAAUGAUAUUUAAAAAUAUUAGACAAUACAUAAAACAAAACCUAGUCUUAAUUGGUUUCUUUUGAUACCUUAAUAAAACAAACAUAAUAUCCCAAGAAGAUAAAUUGUUCACUUCAUAAGUUUAAAAAAUAAUUGAAAUCAAUAUAUAAUUAUUGUAAAUAUUAUACCUAGUUAAGAUUAUAAACUAUUUUUAUCAUUUUUUAUUUAAAACAUUUGUAUACAUAAUGUAUGACUAUGUAUACAUAAAAUAAAAUAGAAAACUAAGCCUUUCCCCUAAUUUAAAAAAAUUUUAUGCAAACUAUUAUUAUCUAUCUAUUAAAGAUUUUGGAAUCCACUUUAUUCAAUACUCAAUUUUCUACACCAUAUUGAUAUUAACAUAAGAAGAGCCUUAAAAGUUAUUAGUUUUAUUAAGUGAAGCUCUAAACUCUUCUCACCUAGCUAUCACCAGUUCAUAUACAUUUCCAUGGUUCUGUCUUUACUGAAAUAUGGUGUUACCAUUUGACAUCUCACCAAAAAUUACUGAGCCUUAAAUACAUACAAAAAUAAGUUCUAGUCUAUUGUGCAUGUGUAUUCAAGCUUCUUAAUCUCAAUUGAUGCCAUUUUAAACAAUUUCUUCUCUAUUAUGUUCUCAGUUCUACUCUAAAUACCUGUGGAUAUAAUUUUUAUGUACAUAAUAAUUAAUUAAUUUAAUUUUAAUUUUAUGUUACAGUUAUCUUCAUAUUUAAUUCAAUGUCUACACACAAUGAUCGAUCUCGUGCUAAAGCGAGAUUACAAUGGUGCAUUUAAUAUACAUACACAACUGGUUUCGGGGCCAGAAUUUUCUAAAAUAUCUACAUUCAUGCCUUCUCUAAAAACACUAUUUCAAAUGGCCUAUCAAUACAAUAUCAACCUUGAAGGGUUGUAAUUAAACUUGACGUGGAAAAAAUAUUGUUAUUAGAUCACACAAAUAUAUACUAAAUACAUUAAACUUAUAAAUGUAUACCUAAUAUAAAUUAUUAUACUGGUGGUUCAUACAAAAAAUAUUUAUAUAUUAAAUGUUAAAAUGUAUGUAUUUUUAAAAUUUUUAAUAAUAGAUUAUUAUUUUGUUUUAAAAAAACUAGUUAAUGAUGAUUGUUUCAUGCCCUGAGUGGAUUUAUUAUUUUUUGAAGGUUUAUUUUUGACUUUAUUCUUUUCUUUUUGAAUAUUAAUAUCUGAUUCACAAGGUUUGGGUUUUUUGUUGAUUGGUUCAGUAUCUAAUUCAUUAGCUACUAAAUUUUCAACAUUUCCAACAGACUCUGAUGGUUCACAUUCUAUUUCCACGAGUUUUACUUCUUUAGUGGUACCUAGAAAAG